Molecule: messenger RNA, 1711 nt
Organism: Trichoplusia ni (cabbage looper)
Lineage: Eukaryota; Metazoa; Arthropoda; Insecta; Lepidoptera; Noctuidae
Exons: 2
Coding region: 812-1711 (299 amino acids)
Source: RefSeq, a predicted model, not a curated record
UUAACCUGAGCGUGUAGACGAGUUACAUUUCUAAAAACUGACAAAAAAAUGCCUGUCUCCUUUUAACGCUUUAUGUUUUAAAACAGUUCUAGGAAACGUAGGUUCUUAUCCUAGGUGCGAAUUUUAUUCUGUUUAAUGCUAUGCUGCGCUCGCAAAAGAUUAAUACUUUUUGCCAAGCAUUAUCAUUUAAACUUAAAAUAAUAUUUGCACACAAAUAAGAAUUAUCACGUUUUCAGAAGUCCGAUACAGCCGCCAUUGACGGCUCGAUGAAAUCCCAUUCUUAGGAAAAGAACAAGCGCAACUUCAAUGUAGAUAUUUAAACAUUAUUUCACUAUUUUGCCUUUAAAUUGAACCUUUUGCCAAGUAAAUGAAGUUAAAUGACAAAAACUGUCACUAAAUCAGUGUUGUUCUAAAUAAAUUUUUGUUGAUUGACUUUUGAUAGCCAGUGUUGUAUUUGGUGCCAACCUAUUUAGUGAUAAAUCGUUAUAACUAAAAAGUUGUCACCACUCAAAAUUCAAAUUACAUAUGAUCCAACCCGAAAGCAAUGAGACAAAUACUUGUUCAUUUCAAAGUAAUUUUACGGUGUUAUUACAUUUUAACAAAUAACAUACUGUUCCGUGUCCACAAAUGUUAUGUGACCGCGUCCAUGAACAUAUUAAAACAUUGCCAUUUGCGAAAUGCAUACAAUUUAACGACGGCUUGAUGCGAAUUAUUAUGUGUUAAAAAUAGGUUAAUAAUCAAAGGAUAUUCCAAGGCUCUAGGAGAAGCAGAAAUACUUCAGCCUGUAUAGCCCAUCGGGGUUGCGUGACCGAUGUCACGUUACAUCGAGACAUUUAAUGAAUUAGAUGCAUCAUCUUGGCAUAAGCCCCCAUCUGAAGACUCUCAGAAGAGACCUUUAGACUUAUCUAAUACUAGUCUGCGAGUAGGUCCGAUCCCGUUAGAAUAUUGGCAAGCUGGAGAUUAUUCCCGUCAUAUACAACUCAGUGCUCAAUCAGCACACAACUCUGCUCAGGAGCGGCGAUCUAGACCUGCAUAUAAUGUCUUGCCUGUGUUCAGACAAGCUCAGUUAACUGACGCAAUACCACAGUUGCUAGCCCCAGCACUUCUAAGCACGCGACCUCCUCCACUUGUUCCUCGUGCCGUGACCGGGAGGCGGACAUCGAAUGCUCUGAAAGUGGUUUCCGCAUUUCACCCACCGACAAAGACGAGAGAUCAUGCCAAGGGAGCGCCCAAAAACGGUCGCCCAGUACUUGCACGCCCGAUGCCAGCUGUGACCCAUACGGUGACUCCAAGUCAAAUACCAACUAACGCCAAACGAAAACAAUCGAGUCAGGCACAUAAUGAUACUAAAGUAGUUUGCGCGAAUCGAACAAACGAUGCUGUCAACCCUGCGAUCCAUAACCAAAUAGCUGAUGUUGCAGCCGUCACAGACGAUGCUGGAGCCAUCGAUGACGCUGAUCAGAACAACGAUGACGAACAGAUCGCUGCUCGAGUACAAGCCGUAUUACAGGCACAGGCCGUAUUACAAGCACAAGCCGACGCCAAAGUAGUCGCUCAAGCCAAGGCUAUAGUUGCUGCCCAAAUGCAAAGGCAGAUGGCUCGAACUCAGCUUCUGGCGCGUAUGGCCGAGCUUCAAGGGAUGGCGGGUGGCGCCUUCUUAACAUCGGUGCCACCACCAAACUACCCAUUAUAUCACGAUGGUAAGCAAUAA